UUAAAACAUUACCUGCAGUACAAUAAUAUCGCACUCUAUUUCUUUUCUUUUCUUUGCUUUUAGUAAACGCAAGCUCGUGUGCUGUCAGUUCAUCGCAUGUGUAGUUGGAAAAAAACACGAUGCCUCCAGCAAGAAGAGAUCGAAGGGUGGGUCUGAAACGCAUCGAUGCUGCUCUUGACGCUGUACGUCCUAUGGGAUUCCCGGAACCCUUGGUUCGCAGAACUGUCAGAAAUCUCCUAAAGCUAUGCGAGCGCGUUAAGUUCUUUACUUCUUUAGAUGAUUGCGGGCUUCAGGAAUAUGGCGGGGAUGAAGGUUGGGCUUUCAUUGAGGAGUGCUGCUAUAAGCUUUUGAUUGACACGCUUCUCGAUGAGGUAGAGAAAUCAGAGAGGGAAAACUGCGAACCAGGAUUGUUGACAGGCAAUGACAAGCUCAAGCAUUUGAUUGAGAAUGGACCGGCAGAGGAUGACACUGUGAAAGAUGAACCUAAAGUACAAGUUCACUCACCUAACGGUAAUUCCAAGCAAGUUCAUUCUCCAAACAUUCACUCCCCGGCAUCAAUGGAUAUCAUUCUAUGUCCUUCAGUGAGUGAUGCACCUGAUGAGAAGCUUGGAGUGAAAGACUUUUCCCAACAAAUUCACUCCGCACAGGCUUCCUCCUCACACUUCAACUCCUCACAUGUAACUGACAUUGUUCCACGCUCUUUGAAGGAUGUUUCAUCUCUAGUCAAGCUUGAAAUGCAGUCCUGCUCUCCACAGAUAUCCUCCACGGGAGUCCAAUCUCCACAUUUGUUCUCCCCUUCGCCAGUGGAUUCUCUCCCUCCUCAGAGGCGUAAACCUUGUUAUGGAUGGCUUAGCAGUGAUGACGAGGAUGAGCCAGAUCUUUUACAUCUAACACCUGCUACUUAAUCCCUCUUCCCAUCCUCUAUUCCAAUACUUGGCAGGAAAACUUCAGUAUCAUUUUCGAUUGUAAAUAAAGUUUUUGCAGCGCAGAUUUUCUCUAGAAUAGCCAUGAAGAUAAAUGUCUUGGAAUCACUUACUUCUUGGCUGCUGUUUUGACCUUUGAUAAUCGAACAAGUUAACAAGCCUUCCUGUUCUUAGCUUCCAUUUGAUUAAAUAUUUUACAGCAAA
Messenger RNA from Populus trichocarpa (black cottonwood), 1127 nucleotides. RefSeq lists its product as uncharacterized. The transcript has 5 exons. NCBI's taxonomy places the organism in Eukaryota, Viridiplantae, Streptophyta, Magnoliopsida, Malpighiales, Salicaceae. The record is from RefSeq and is a predicted model, not a curated record. The coding region runs from base 120 to 905 and encodes 261 amino acids.